Drosophila busckii is the source of this 1083-nucleotide messenger RNA. It is a transcript of the gene Rab39, whose product is annotated as ras-related protein Rab-39B. Gene Ontology annotation, cellular component: Golgi membrane. Gene Ontology annotation, biological process: Rab protein signal transduction. Gene Ontology annotation, molecular function: GTP binding; GTPase activity. The coding region runs from base 293 to 949 and encodes 218 amino acids. The record is from RefSeq and is a predicted model, not a curated record. Lineage: Eukaryota; Metazoa; Arthropoda; Insecta; Diptera; Drosophilidae. The transcript is spliced from 2 exons.
ACAAAACAGAGCAGCUGAGUCAAAAUUUAAUACACAAAAGACUGCAAAUUAUUGAUACUUAGCUUUCAACAUCAAGUUGUGGUAAACAAAACCUAAAACGCAUGCAAUUAAUCAGCGUAUAUAUCAAUUGCGUGCUGUGCGCGUCUGAAUAAAGGACGGGAAGCCAAUUUGCGUUUUAACGCUACAAGCAACAGCAACAGCAACAACAAUAGCCAAGGGUGAACAACAAAAGACAGACGUAAAGUGCAAUAUUUCUGGAGCUCUGUGUGUUUAACGAGGCUCAGCAGGCAUAAUGGUAGAACCAAUUUUUGAUUAUCAAUUCCGUUUGAUACUCAUUGGAGACAGCACAGUGGGCAAGAGUUCGUUGCUCAAAUUCUUCACAGAUGGAAAAUUUGCCGAGCUUUCGGAUCCCACAGUGGGCGUGGACUUCUUUGCGCGUUUGAUAGAAAUGAAGGAUGGCACACACAUUAAACUGCAACUCUGGGACACUGCCGGUCAGGAGCGUUUCCGUUCAAUUACAAAAUCCUACUAUCGCAAUUCAGUUGGAGUACUGCUCGUCUAUGAUAUCUCCAAUCAUGCCAGUUUUGAGCACAUACCAUUGUGGAUGAUGGAGGCACAGCGUCACAUUGAGCCGCAUCGUCCGGUGUUUGCGUUAGUUGGCUGCAAGCUUGAUUUGGUCAAUGCUGGCGGCCAUCGUGAGGUGUCCACCGAGGAGGCACAAACAUUUGCCAAACAGCACGGCUUGCAUUUCGUUGAGACUUCCGCGCGUACCGGUGCCAAUGUGGAGGAGGCAUUCCGCAUGGUUACACAGCAGGUAUACGAACGCAUAAAGUCGGGUGAAUACAAGGCCGAGGAUGGCUGGGAUGGCAUCAAGUCUGGCUUUGCGCGGCCCAAUAGUCUCGACUUUAAUCUCGUUGUUGCUGAGCCAGAGAAAUCAUCAUGCUGUUGAUUUGUUUAAUCAUAACCCCCCACCCUCCCAUACCCCUAUAUGACUGUAGAGUUGAUUCUUGUAUUGUUGUACUUUUUAUUUCUUUCUUUCCCACUUGAAAUACUUAAUCAUCUACAUAUAUAUAUUCUUGCAUU